UCCGAACGCUACAGCCGUCAACUUUAUCGAAAGCUGGCAACGCGCAAAUCUAGCUGGCCACGAUGGUGACCAAUGCGACAAACAACAACAAUCUGCAGGCGAACAACAACAGUUCGACGCCGAACAAUAACAACGAUGACUUUGACAUUGACCAGGACGAUGGCCUGCAGGACCUCGGCCUGCCCGUCUCCGUCCAAACGUUCCUGUGGCGCCAAAUAGCGCCCUUCAUCCGGCCGCGCCUGGGCAAGCUGCAUGAGGCCAGCUGCAUGUUUUGUCAACACGCACCGGGACACCAUGAAUCCAAAGAAGCAUGCAAGUCCUUCGAGAAGGUUCUCGUACAGAACAUUCAAUUUGGACUUUCGCCACCUUUGACCAAGGCCCUGGGCGCCAUACCACGUUGGCGUCUGCUACAGGGCGCCCUGCCGCAUGUCAUGCACGCCUGCGCAGCUCUGCUUUACUGUCGCGUUAAGGACAUGCAGGCAAUUGGGCCCGUCGAGACGAAAUUGCUAUACACAAUGCAAUGGAUAUUACUUUAUGCCGCCGAGGAGUGCGCCGACGAUGAGGGCGGCGAUGAGCUGGGCCUGGCCGAUGCUGCGGAGCCCAAGGCCAAGGCUAUGGAUCAGUAUCUGUUCUCAGUGCCCACGAUUACACUUUUUGUGUAUCUGUUUGCGCCCAUCAUACAUCAUUUGAAGGAAUCGGAUUUUCAAAACAUUCGCCUGGAGAAUGGCAUUAAGCUGUGGCAGGGCAUGUGGGACAAUCGGGCACCGGGUGCUCCUUGCUUUACGGCGCCCGUCAAGCCGAAGGCACGCAAUUUGUUGUGCGCCCCCACGCCGAAGGGCUCGACGGAUGUGUUUCAGGGUCGCAAGCACUCGCUGGGACCUGACGCCAUGUCGCCCAAGGCAGACUCGCCACAGAGCGGCCUUAGCGACUAUGGCCAACAGGAUGAGGAGGGCUCGUGGGUGUCCUCGCCCAAGGAGUUCUUUCCCGAGACCAUACCCGAAGAAGCAUCGAGUGUAGAGGACGAGCGCGUGGUCAUCUUUCGCUUGCCCUCUGCACCGCAGCUCAUGGACAACUCCUUCUUCACGGCUGAUGCCAGCUUGCUGCAGCAGCAACAGCAGCAACAGCAGCAGCAGCAGCAGCAAUCGCAGAGUCGUCGUGGCAGCCACCAGUCGAUGAACUCUAGGGACAAGGAGAAGCCUUCAACCAAAUUUGAGUUCGAUCAGCAAGAACUGACGCGUGGCGCCUCCAUGAAGGAGAAACGUAGCGCCUCGAUUGAAAAAGAAUCGGAUACGGAUAAGUCGGAGGGCAGCAAAGUGGAUGUCUCGGCAGCGACCUUCUUGGAUGUGGCCGUGCUGCGCUGUCUAUUCAUCUCACAUUGGCAGGAGGAGGGCAUCUUCUGGAGCUUGCAGUACCUGUACAACAGACUCAGUGAAAUCGGCGAGGAGGCAUCCAUCACCUUGAAUCAGCCGCGUAAGCGUUCCAACUCACUGCCCAUACCACAAAUCGAGAUCUCACUGUACCAGGGACCGGGCAGCAACAGUCGCGACAGUCCAGGCAGCUCGGUAGUCAAGGAUUACAUUGAAAUACCAGAGCCAGCUGCCACAGUGACGGCCAGUGCAGUGGAAGAAACCCCGAGCAUGCCCAGCAGCUCGGAGCGACGGGGCAGCGAGAAGAAGAAGCGCGUCAAAAUGGCCGAUCUGAGGGCAUUUGUCGAAACGAAAAUGUUCUCGAAAUCGGAAAAGAACUUGGAAAAAGUAGGGCUCGAUACAAACUCUGCCAAUGGCAAGAAUCCACUGCAACAUGCAGAAUAUCAUCGCAGCCUGGACACUGGCGAGAAGAAACUGUCACGUUCCGCCUCAAUGAUCACUCGAGAGCCAGCUAGCAAUCUAAUCAAGGGCAAGUCCAUGCCCAGCUUAAGCUGUCUGCUUGAUAGCGGAUUUUACAGAUACGUAGAGCCGCCAAAGGCCGCCAGGCCGCCACAGACGACUUGUCCACGUGGCACAGCCUUCUAUCCGCGUAAUCCCAUUAUUACAGUCACUGAGCAUACGCCCACGCCCUCGCCGGACUAUAUGAAGCGACAGGGCUCCAUUGACUCGCAAUUGGAUGCUCUAAGCAAUGGCGGCAGCAUCGUUGGAGCUGGUGGCAAUGGCAGCGCCGGUGGUGGCAGCAGCACCGCACGCUAUCGUGGACCCAUGCUGCGCUCUCACACGGACUCCCACAUAGAUUACACGGGUGUGGACGAGUCCGAGGCACCGGGCUCCUCCUUCUAUAUCACACGCGACGGCGGCAUCGACUACGAAAUCGUGCUGCUGGCUGUGAGCAGCGUAUUCAAGCGAGAUCCCUCGCAAGUCUGCUCGCUGCGCGUGCUAGAGGCGGGCCUGAACAUUUGCGAGCUGCUCAUCGAGAUGGGCGUCUUGAAGCUGGGCGAGCAUCCACACGAGAUAUCGAUGGGCAUAACACGGCGUGCACUGCAGGUGCUCGGCUGUCCACAUGGCUGCAAUGAUGGUGUUCGAGGUCCGCCCGCUGACUUUUUGCGCAAUCAGUGCCAGAAGAUAAUAUCGCGCAUGCUGCGCCAAGCCGGACAGCGCACCAAGCGUCAUCUGCAGGAGAUGGUCAAGACAUCGCCGUUGCCGGAGCUCAUAGACUAUUUCCAUGCAUUUCUCGCCUUCUGCGUGGAUCCCAGCUCCCUGCUGUCCCCGCUGACUCAUAAACGUCAGAGUGGGUAUAAAAAUGUUAACACCGAUCUUGGCGGUGUACCAGGUCAGGGCGGCUAUUCCAGCAAUUUUAGCGGCGGCAUCAGCGGCGGAGCCGAGGGCCAAGUGGUUGGCGCCAUAUUCAAACAGCUCGUCAGUCGAUUUGUGGAGGCCAGCAAGGACCUCAAGCUGCCGGAGAACGUGGCACUCUAUGGCGAUAUUCGACAGCUGGUGACGUAUGUGAAGGGCGCACAUGGCGGACCCUUUCGUCUGGUUGCACUCAGCGGCAUAUUGGCUGUGACGCCGCGACCACACAAGAAGGGGCCGACGCCGCAGACGACACGGGUCAUCAGACAUAUACCCCAAGCGAAUACCAUGCAGGUGGUGGUGCAAAGUGAUGACAAUCGUUCGCAGCGUCGAUUGCUGCUGAAGAAACGCAGCACCUCCUCUGCCUGCGCCGUGAGCCUGCUGGAGACGGAGCCGUGCGAUGAGCACUACAAGACCAGUCAGUCGCCAUUGAGUAACUUUCGACGUCGCACCACUGGCGUGCGACCCACUCUGACGCCGCGGCACAGUGAACGGGCGCUGCUCUCCGAUUCGACGUCCAGCUCGGAACGCAAUUCGCUGGGACGGCUCAGCGGCUUGGUGCGCUGGUUUCGCGGCACGCCCAAAGAGGCAUCAUCGAUUGAUCUGGAAAUUGGUUCGCUAAAUCCAGAGAUAACAUCGACAUUCAUGCGACACGCCUCGCUCAAGAUCCAACGAGGUCGUUCGAGCGAUGGCAUCGGUCGCUCCAUACAGCGUGCCAAGCGACGCGUUGAGCGACGUCUGAACCGUUUCGGCGGCAUUGUGAAGGGCAAGAAGAAGGUGGGCGGCAUCGAAGAGACAGCGGACUACAGUCGACGCAGCUCCUCCGACAUGUGCGAUGGACCACGCGAAUCCGAAGUGGUCAUACUCAAGGAACGCAAGCUGGUGCCCACCGAACCGGUUCGUGUGGGCAUGCUUCGGCUAUCCUUUCUGCUGGAGACCUGUGCACCGGGCUGCUUCCCUGAUCCUCAGCUGAUUGCAGCCGUCUUGGAUUUGCCCCAAGCACCACUGGUGACGCGUGCCACAUUUUUGCUGGAGUGCGCGCACUUUGUGCAUCUGUGCAACAAGGGCCAGUGGCCCAUUUGGAUGAAACAGAACGUGGGCGGCUAUCGCGCUUCCGGUGCCAAUAUCAAUCCCGCCCAGAUGAAGCAGCAAGUCAGCCAAACCAGCGCUCGGCGCACACAUAUUCUGCUGCGCGCCGCUGGUAAAAUGUUUCAUCAAUGGGCCGAGAUGGUGGGCGCACGACUCGAGGAGUUGCUCUUCACCGAACGUUUGCAGUUCGAAGCGCUGAAUGCCAGUCUCACCGAUCCGGAGAAGCAGCGGGAGCUGCUGCAGCAGGAUGAGGAGGAAGAUUUCCUGGACGAGUCCUCAGUGAAUCCACAUGGCAAUGAUUGCCCUCACGCCCUCAAGCUAAUUGCCUGUGUGCUGCUCUUCGAGAUUACGGCCUUUCUGCGAGACACUUACAUCACGUUGCCAAAGACUUCAAAGAUGCUGCAUCGCGACCGACCCGCACCCUGGGAGAAGGUGUACCGUGAGGCCAAUCGACGCUGGUCCAUGGCACUCAGCUCCAUGGGCCACUCGCAGACCUCAGCCCAGAGCCUACAAUCCAUAGCAGCGGGCAACGACGGCGCUGGCCAAACUGAGCGCAAAAUCUCUUUUGUGCUUCACGAACCGGACAACGAGUCGGAGAACAGCAGCAACACGACAUUAACAAAGGAGGGCGAGGAAGCUCGACGUCCCACUGCCUCGGCUGUUCGUCCAUUCCUGCUGCGCCGUGGCACAGCAACCACAACGGGAGGCUCCUUUAAACGACGUUCGCUCAAGCUACGUCGCAAUACCAAGGACAGCAAAGAGAUCGAAACAGACUUUAACAUGCAAUCGAGACGCAAAGUGUCCUCGCUCUCGGAUCGCAGCGAUACCUCCGAGCAGGGCGUCAUUAGUGGCGGCGAGGAGUCCCCGGGCAUACUCAGCGACGACCAGCAGCCAGAAUCGCCGACGGACUCCAAUGAAAAUGACGACACUGCCAAGAAUAUGCCCUGGCUGAAGGCCGUCAUCGAUUUGCUUACCAGCUACAAUUACUACUGCACCCAUAAGGGCUACUGUCAUCCCUUCUGCUACAAGCGUCACAUGCGCUCCUGCACGAGGCUCAUAAAGGCUACCCGAAAGGUUUAUGGCGAAGAAUUUGGUUUUACUUUUGACGCGGAUCAUCCCACUGUGGAGCCCACAGUCAUAAGCUCGUCAAAGCCCUCGGCACGACCACGUUCAACGCGCAAAGUAUCGGAGCAGAGCUCGACACAAACAUCUCCAUCCAAGCGCAAGGAUAGCCUGUCCCGCAAGGAUCGCAUUAGCGAUGAUCCGGACAUUGAGAUGGCCGAGAAGCUGGCGCGUAGCUUUCGGCAGGAGAAGGAAAAGAAGCUGCAGGAGGAGCUGCCCAUCUUGAAGUUCAUACGCAUCCACAUACGCAAUCUGUUUCACUUUCCACUGACCACCAUGCUAAAGGGCGCAGUGGUGCUCAGCGAGGAGCUCGUCAUCGAGGCCAUGCCCGCUGCCUGGGAGCUGCUGCUGGAAACGAAUCAUGAUACGGCCACCUCGAGUGCAGCCGUCUUCCUCAUGGGCUCGGUGAAGGCGCAAAAUUUCGCCUUUGACAUUAUGCAGCGAGCGCUGAAGCACAAGAAUCCGGAUAUACGUAUUGGAGCGAUUCAGCGCUACUUGGUGCUGUGGAAGUGUCGCUUCCACGUCUGGCCACGCAUGGAGGAGAAUGCACACGAUGCUACGUUUAAGGUGCCACCGGGUGGCAUUGAGUUCACAUUGCCCUCGCCCAAAAUUGGCAUCGAGAGUUUGCCCGUUGUGGACCCGCCCUGGAUGCCAGUGCAGCAAACCAAAGACAUGGACAUGACCCUAAACCAGGACAGACAUCGCUCCCUGGUCACCGCCACCAAGAGCCGCAAGAUGCAGCAAACGGAGGCUAUUCGGAAUGCUCUGCGUCAGCAGCGCGACAAGCAGCGCGCGGAACGGCAUAGUUUUCUCAUCACCAUGAUACCCAUUAGCCAGCAGGCUUCUCAUGAGCCGGGCAUGGAGCAUGAGGAUCAUGAAAUCGAAGAGGAUUUGGAUGGCACACGCGCCUCCUCGCAUCUGCAUCAUGCCCACUCGCUCUUCCCAUCGGUGCUAUGCUCCUCGGUAAUGCAGAUUGUGGGUUGCCUGGACGAUGCAGCCAUUGGAUCUGACGGCAAUGCUGUCUAUGAGGUGGCCUACCAGGUUAUCUGGGUGUGCCUGGUCGAAGAGUCCGCCCUAUUCUUGCGCUAUGUAUUCGAACGUUUGACUCGAGACCGACAGGAUCAGAUGUUCAAGCUAUUGCGACAUUUGAUACGUUUUGUGCCUCGCCUGCCGCAACAAGCUGCCUUUGCUCUGUACAACUCCAUCAUUGGCUACAUCAUGUUCUAUGUGCGCUCCUCCAAUGAGCUCAAGCAGGAGCUGGUGGGUUCGGCUUUAUCGGUUUUAUGGAUGGUGGUGCACUCGGUGCAUGGCAUCAUGUUCAAGGAUCUAAAGCAAAUAUUGCGCAAGGAGCAGUGCGAUGCCUCGAUUCUGCUUACCGCGAAUGUGCCCGCUGCCAAAAAGAUUGUGGUGCAUGGGCCGGCAGAUGACGACUACAAUAUACCCUCACAGUUUCCCGUCCAGGAGGAUACGCUCUUCUGCCAGCUGCUGAAGGAGGCCUUAGACUAUUAUCCCAUUGAUGAAAAGAGCAUUACGCACUAUUGUCUGGUGGACUACAAGAGCAACAAAAUACUCAAUCCAAAUUGGUAUAUACGAGACUUGUACUUCUUCAAGCGCUCGCAGUAUCCGGAGGUGCGUCUGACGCUGAUGCGUCCGGAGGAAUCCUUUCUUGCGCUACAGAAACAGGAGUUGACAAAGAAAUUUGUUGAAAUUGGCAAAGUCCAUUUGACUUGGGCCAUAUUGAAAAACGUGGACAUGGUUGUGCAGCGUGUUGUGUUUUUGCACGAGGAGCUCAUGAAGCUGCCAUCGUUUCCGCGCAAAGCGCUCGAAGUGGACCUCGACCUGCAUCAUGGUGGGGAAUAUGGCAAGGUGCUGCUCGGCUUGGAUGUGCUGCAUAAGUUCAUGUGGGUGCGUCUGAUCGCACGCAUGUUCGAGGCCAUGGCCGGAAAUUUCGCCUACUCGGCAGACAUUCAACUCUUCCUGAAUGUGCUGUCCGGCGCCUCCAUAUUGCAUGCGGAGGAUUCAUGCAUAAUGCGCUAUGUGAUGGCCACUUUCAUCAAUGCGGCUUUCAAUUUCAAGAAUAUCUUCUCGACGAAUGGCUAUUUUAUGAUCAUGCCCACACUACUGCAGGUGUAUUCGCUCCAUCAGACCAACAAGCUAAUCACUACGACUAUCGAAUACGCCGUGAAGCAGUUCUAUCUGCUGAAUCGCAAGCCCUUUAUACUCCAAAUGUUUGGCUCUGUUUCGGCCAUACUGGACACGGAUGAGGAUGGCACCUAUGGCGAGGCGCAUAAGGUGCAAUCCAGUUGCCUCUUCAAUUUGCUGCUCAGCCUCGAAGAUCCCUCACCAGAUCCGCUCAACAUAGCCGAACUGGUCAAAGAGCCAAAGCCAUUAAAGGCCAUUGAUUUCUGCUAUCACGACGAGGACGACGAUGUAACUGUACUCGACUGCAUCACUUUAUGUGUAAUGGUUGUCUCCUAUUCAGCGGAAAGCACGCGAGGCUAUCAAAUGCUGAUUAUCCUGGAAGCUAUUCUACCCUGUUAUCUGCAGCAGAUCCAAUCGCCCAGCUACAUUCCAUUGCAGGGAAAAUCCGAGAGAGAUAUCAUACUCCAAUUGGCUGUGGCCAUACGCACCAUGGUGCACAAUUGCGAGGGCUUGGCCAAGAGCUACAAUGGGCCCUAUCGCAACAGUCCGGAGCACAAAGGUUCGUCGCAGCGCAAUUGCAGUCGCGGCCCACCCUGCUCACCCGGCAUGGACUUUGAGGAAGAGUCGCACACGAAGUAUGCCACAGAUCCACGCACCAAGAACAUGAUGGACUCUGCCGAAGACUCGGAGAUGAUACGCACUGAAUACCGACGUCCUAGAGACGUCCUACUCUCCGUUGUUGCCGAUUUCCUAACCAAGUCGACGACACGUCUCUUCGAGCUGGCCAAGAAGUUGCCGGCAAAUGACAGCAAGCCCACUGAGGUGCUGGAUGCCAAGUGUCAUAUUCGUUUGGCAGACAUUGCCCACUCACUGCUUAAGGUCUCACCCUACGAUCCCGAGUCCAUGGCCUGUCGUGGAUUACAGCGCUAUAUGCAAUCGGUGCUGCCACGGGCCGAAUGGUCAAAUGAUACGCUGCGUAAUGCUCUAGUAACAGUGCUGCGUCGCAUCGACAAGGUGUUCCUUAAGAUAUCCAAGAAGCCAUCCAUACGCCGCAAUACGGAUUGGGAGGCAGCCGCCGGACUGCUCAAGGGCAUACAUGAGACAAUUAUACGACAUCCGUAUGUGCUUCACUGGCAGCAGAUGAAGACCCUCAUAUCUACCGUUCAGAAUCUGAUUGUGAAUGAGCCGGGCAGCGGUGGCAUACCGGAGGGCGUGUCCAGUGCAGGUGCAGCGCUCAUGUCUCAGAAUCCACCGGCCUUUUUCUGCUCGACUGUGGUGCGUUUGGUGGCCCUACAAGUGGUUAGCCCCGUUGACUGUUUCUCGCUUGUGCAAAUUUGCGGCGGCAGCGCCGAAUUCGCCACGCAGGAAAAGGCCGAAGGAUUUCUAAUGCAUCUGAUAAUGCCACUGUGCUUGAAGGUCUGCUCCGGACGCGGCGUCUCCGAUGUGGGCGAGCUGAAGAUGAGCGACGUCUCAUUUCUGCUAACCGCCGUGCUAAAUGCCAUGAGUCCGCCCGCUGGCCGCACCGGCCAAGCCGUUUCACAGAUCAAUCGAGUUACGGGAGAUUUACGUGCGGGCUCCCUAACCUUUACGGGCAGCCGAGAUGCCAAACGUCCGGCUCGCAUCUCGGGCUCACUAUAUCAAGCGGCUUUCCUUGCAUUGCGCAUUGUGUGCAUUUGCUUUGAGAAUCGUUUGUCUAGCGAAUGGCCGCGUAUAGUGCGCGUCAUGCGAGACCUGGGCAGGCGCAACGAAGCAGCUCCAGAUCUAUGGAGCUUUAUGGAAUUUGUUGUCACGCAUCGCACGCCGCUCUACAUUGUCCUCUUACCCUUCAUCCUGCACAAGAUCUCCCAGCCACCCAUUGGUGACCACGAGCGGCACAUGCAGUUCAUCAUUAGGGAGCGCCUACGCGGCACCCCACCUCAGGGUGGACUUAAGUCGAAGGGCGCGCUGCUGCUCGAGUUGGCACGCGAGCUGCGCGAUCUACGGGAUGAGCUGGAAGACAAGCGUUAUGUCUCUACAGAUCGCGAGAGCUCCGAGCAGAAGAAAAGUGAUGCAGCGGCAGCUACCAGCGCUGCAGAUGCCCACAAGUCACAGCAGCGACCAUCGCUAAUAUCCAUAUUCACGGGCACCACCACCGGCCAGGCGACCCACUCGCAUGUCUCUGCUGUGCCCAUUGAUUCGCGCAGUGGCUCUGGCGGUAUAUGCACGCCCAGUGAUACGCUCUCCCAGCAAACGCUGCAUCCACCACGUGAAUCUCUGUCUAGCAGCUCCACAGGUCGCGAUCCACAUACUACAACUAGUGAGAGUCAGAGCGGUGAAGGCGCUGCUGGCUCUGCGCCCACUCUAGUGGGUCAGCCAGUGGGCAGCGGACCGAGUGGCAGCUCGGCCCUGCCACCUGGCAUUGCUUCUCAGCUAUCGCACUCGCAGUCACUGCAACAGGCGCCCUUUAAGGUGCAGCCACCCAAAUUACGAUUUGUUUCAUCCGUGGAAUUUCGACACUCCUCUGGGGAGACCUCAACGACGCCUUUGUCACCAGAAAGCCCAGCAGAGGAUAGUUCUGGCGAUCAUACACGUUCGCGCCUGCAACGUUCCAAGGCGGCCAGUCGCAAAACUUUCCGACUAAAGCGCAGUCGCCUAACUCCAAUGGAACCGCCCAGCAUCGUCACCUCACUCUCUCAAGAGCAGGAGCAGCAGACGAAAGCCAUUGGCGAAAUAUCGUGGGACUCGGUCUCACAAACAUCAUCCACAUCGGGUUAUCGGGAUAACAAUAGUCUGCAGACCGGUCUGCUUUCGCCGGACGGCUCUCUGGGCGGGCUGACCUUAGGUCGUUCGCCUUCGCAGCACUCCCUACUGAUGGUAUUCGAAGGUCAGGACGAGGACACACUUAUUUAACAAUCACAGAACGGCGACCGAGCCUACGAGCUUUAGGGACAGCCUCAAUACAAAAACUUAAUUUUACUUAGCUAGCCUUAACAUAUUUAAUACAUACUAAAUUAGCUGACAAAUUAACAAAGUUCUUUGUUAAGUUUUUUAGAUACAUAUACUUAAGAUUAGUUGUUGUUCCAUUGUGUGCCGAGAUUUUAUA
Messenger RNA from Drosophila hydei, 10215 nucleotides. RefSeq names its product protein unc-80 homolog (gene unc80). The coding region runs from base 63 to 10022 and encodes 3319 amino acids. Gene Ontology annotation, biological process: monoatomic cation homeostasis. Gene Ontology annotation, molecular function: monoatomic cation channel activity. The transcript has 31 exons. Gene Ontology annotation, cellular component: axon; cation channel complex. The record is from RefSeq and is a predicted model, not a curated record. Lineage: Eukaryota; Metazoa; Arthropoda; Insecta; Diptera; Drosophilidae.